AUGCAUAUAAGGAUGCCUGAAGAUGAGGCGGUACUUGAAAAGGAUACUGAAGUUUUACAACAGAGUAGCAGACACUUUGAAGAACCUAUCGGGCCUCGUGUGGUGUCAAGAACGAUACCCAAGGGACCGUGGAAAACGAUUCCAAAAGGACCAAGAACUCAGAUAAAAGAAACUCCACCAAACGAAGAUCCAUCAGAAGAUAAGUCAAAAGAGCAGGACAAAACACAAGAAAUUAAAGCCAGGUCUACAUCUACAGAGGCUCCAUCCAAGCUUGAAAAGACCCUACCUGCGGCUGAGCGAACGGCUCCUGCAUCUAGGUCAGUAUCUCCUAACGAUUCAGAGAGUAGUAAUGCGGACGAGGAAGAGGAGCCGGUACUUAACGGAAAGAAAAAGAACAUGUCCUUAGAGCCACACGAAGAUUCAGAUACGGAUAUUGAAGAAUCUAUACCAGUUCCCUCCAGACGGAUCAGAGCAUUUCACAGAUUAGUUAGAAAAACAAGGAAAGACCGACACGAAGAGGGAGCAAAGGAUGUUCAAUCAGAAAACAAAGCUCAUAGUGAAACAGAAGAAGAAAGAGACACCAAGGGCAAGGAAGAUAUAGAUCACCACAAGGUCCGUGGUGAAAAGUCAAGAACCUCAUCCGGGUCUCGGACGAGGAAAGUUUCAGGCCGUCAAGGUAAAGAUGCGUCGGGUCGGUCGCUUCUUCAAAGACUGUGUGCUCGUGGUAAUUAUGAAGAAGCCAAAGAUCUAAUCGGGGAAGGAGCCGAUGUCAAUGAUGCCGACUAUGCUGGAAACACGCCUUUACACGAGGCUGCUUUGGAAGGUUAUGCACAGAUUGUUAAGCUAUUAUUGGAUAAUGGUGCCGAGAUAGACAGACAAUCUGGCCAGAUGGACAAGGAUACUGCUUUAAUAGAUGCAGCAUCGAACUUGCACUACGAUGUAGUCAAACUUCUAAUUUACAGAGGUGCUGAUCCAACUGUGAUGAAUGCACAGGGUGACUCUGCGAUGGAUACUCUAGAGGAUGAUGACAGAGACAUAGAGUCGCUCAAUAAAGAAGAUUUGGCCUCUCUGACAAAACUGAAGAAGCUUAUUGCCCAGUAUACCAAAGAUUGGAGGAAGAAACACCAACAAAAACGUCACAACAGUACCACUGAUACUGAACAAGAAGACAGCAUUGCUCGUCGUCGUAACAACAAUACAUUCUUUGAUUUUUUCACUAGAGAAGGAAGGAGUGAAAUUUAUAACAAAGUGGCCGAAAACGAUGUCACCUAUGUGUUGAACUACGUUUCCAAUCUCGCAGGAAGCCGUGUGCCUCCAGAUCUUCUAACUUUGGCAGCGCGACACGGUCAUACCGACAUCGCAAGCUUGCUUCUGGCAUUUGGUGCGAAGAUCAAUUAUCAUGACCGAAAUGGUCGCACACCACUCAUGUACGCUGUGGGAAAAAACCAUUUAGAUAUGGUGAAAUUGCUUCUCGAGAACAACGCGGACUCGCUUAUGAGGGACGACGACAAUAAGUCUGCCUUGGAUCAUGCUUUGCAGAGUGAUGUUGCGGAUGAGGAAGAAAUUAAGAUAUUAAAAGAAGAACAGGAAAAGCAAGAACAUCAACCUCGACGCGCAAUAGCCAAGAGUGAUGAUUCUUCAGGUUCGGAAAGCAAGCCUAAAAGAAGCAGAGCGUCUGCUAGAAGACCGAAGAGAAAGAGAAGUAGGAGUCAAGCAGAAAGUGAGGAAGAAGUGGACGCGGACGACGAGAAGAAGCCGCAGAGCGACAAUGACUACGCGAAUGACAAGAAUGAGCAGAUCGAGGAAGCAAAACUGAAGAUUAAUCCCAAAGAUGAAUACGAGAAGGAGAAAAUCAAGCACACCAAAUCACAUGCGCGCAUAGCAUCGCUUUCAACAUCACCAUCAGACAAAACUAUUCCUAUAAUCAAGCGCAGAAAGACGGCAGAUAAGCUAAGUAUUGUGUCACUGAAUACGGAUGAAAAACAAGAAAACGUGGAACUCCAAUCACGGUCCGGGUCUCCUAAAAUAGAGCUAACAGAAAGUGAGCUUAAAGCUCGAAGAGAGAGGGAACUUGAGGUGCAAAAGGCUAGAGAGGCACUAGAACUGGAAAGACUAGAGAGAAAGCGUGCUAGGCAACAACAAAUUGCUAAGAGUAUUGAAGAGCUAGACAGGCAACGUGCUGCUGAAGAGGAGGCUCAAAAAAUGCAGGAAAUUGAACGAAAAAAGAAAGAAGAGGAGGAGGCUGCUGAAAAGAGAAACAAAUUGGAGGCCCUAAAGAAGGCAGAAGAUGAGAAAACUCUCAUUGAACAUAAGAAAUUCGUUCGAACUUAUUAUCCAUAUGGUGUACGAAUUGCGGACUUCAACGGUACUCCAAGCCGACAAGAAAUGUUGAAAUACCUCCCUUUGUACAGUUUCAACAUCAAUGGAACAAGUUUUGUGGUGGAUGUUCAGGUUUGCUUACUCUUAGGGGCCGAGAACAUCUACGAGGAUUAUUCGGAGCUUAAGAAGAUAUCUGUUGAUGCUGAACACAAAUCUCUUCUUUGGAAUCUUUUAUGGCCAAUGAUUGGAUCAUUUAUUCGGGACACAGAGCCAAGGUCUUCAGAUGUCGAAUCUCAAUUGAAACUAUAUGAGAGCGAGGAAAAAAACUUCAAUGACAUGCUUAUCAAUUGGAUUAGACAGGAUGACUUUAUGAAACUACUUGAACAGAGGCCGGAGUUGGACCCCGUGAGAAGAAUAGUGAAAGAGGUCAAAAUGUGUGAUGUCAUAGUUCCUACGAAGAGUACAGAGUCUAGAAACUUUACUGGGAGACGACUUCCGUCGCAGUCCUUGUCGUCUUCAGAUCGAAGUAGCAGCGCAUUAUCUCAUGUUGCUGAGAAUGGAGCAAACAAAUCAGACCUUCGCGGGCUUCCUUUAACGCUUGAAAAUAAAGCUAAACGGGUUUCGGGUAUGAUGAAUAAGACGAUGUGGUGA
Molecule: messenger RNA, 2970 nt
Organism: Brettanomyces nanus
Lineage: Eukaryota; Fungi; Ascomycota; Pichiomycetes; Pichiales; Pichiaceae
Exons: 1
Coding region: 1-2970 (989 amino acids)
Cellular component (GO): nucleoplasm
Molecular function (GO): protein binding
Source: RefSeq, a predicted model, not a curated record